Messenger RNA from Peronospora matthiolae, 2649 nucleotides. Lineage: Eukaryota; Oomycota; Peronosporomycetes; Peronosporales; Peronosporaceae. The record is from the annotation of a GenBank genome assembly.
AUGAAAGUGCUGGACGAGAAAACGCGUCGAAUCAUAACGGCGUCGUAUGCUUUACCAGAUCUUGAGACGGCAGUGCAGCAAGUCAUCUACAAUGCUAUCGAUGCUCGUGCGAAGACGAUAAAGUUGGUGGUAGAUAUCAUGACUGCAUCCUUCACGGCUGUGGAUGACGGCUGUGGAAUUCUUCCUGACAGUCUUUACACCCACGUUGGAGAACACCACGCAUCGGCAAGGUUCUCGGCUUUGGAAAGAGAGGAUAGUGAACAGAGUCAACCGAAGCCUUACGGUUCUCGUGGUGCCUUUCUGUACGAGUUAACCUCCCUUGCAACCACCGUUGAGAUCGAAAGUCGCGCGCAGGCGCACUGGAGCUCGUACCGCAAAGUCUUUCAGGAAGGAAAAGUUGUCUUCAACGCCCGAUCAAAAGAUCUACGCCAAGCAUCAGGAACCAAGGUUUAUGUCUCCAAUUUAUUUGGAAAGCUCCCCGUGCGACGCAAAGACCUCUCUCGCAACAUGAAGCAUCGAGCCCGAGUGACCAAAGGAAUCCAAUCCUUCUGCGUAAGCAUGUCGAUGAUAUGGCCAUCACUAUCGUUUGACAUCCAAUAUCAGGGUGGAGAUGUUAGGCCAGUGGCAAUUCCUGCUGCUGCCUCCUGUCGCGUGCGUUUCUUGGAGCAUUUUGGACAUCUGCUUGGAGAGCAGCUACAGUACGUGAAAUAUUCGUCGGAGACUUUCAACUUUUCGAUUCGAGGAUACUACGCUUUCAUUCCUGGUGCAUGUGAAGAGUUGGGGCAGGGAGUAAAGCAGGCCAAGAGCUACUACCAGUUUGCGUUCCUGGGAAACGAAUGGGAAGCAGAGUGUCAUCAAGUGUGCUCACGGACGAUCACCGAGGCUGCUCUAGAAUUUGCAUCGGCCAUUCCCAUUUUUGUUCUGAAAGUCGACGUGGCUGGUGAUCAAUACGAUGCUUGUGAGAUAGGCAAGAAAGAGCGUAUUCGCUUCAAAGCUCCUGAUCAAUUUCGCCAGUUCCUAUCCGAGUUUGUCCAGGAAAUGGCUGCCACCAAAGCGAAGCAAGACAAGAUUCACGAAUCGGGUCGUUGUGAAGUUCCCUUGCACUCGACAACCGUUAGUGAGCCGGAACACGAGCCACCUGCAUUGAUACCCAACGAUUUUGAUGACAUCGAGAGUAUCUUUCCUGACAACGCCACAACGAGUCACAGUUUUGAUCACGAUGCGCAAAGCGUUGACUAUUCGGAACUCCCCGUAUCCUGUACAACUGACGACGCUGCGGCGUGGUCUAUCGAGAGCCCCAACAGGUUGUCAUGUGGAGCUAGUGACCAUAUUGAGAAUGACAGCUUGUCCUUCAGCAACGAGAUGCAUUGUUCCACCACAACAACUUAUCAUGUGCCACAGGCGGCUGAGGCUGGCUUCACAUCGAUAGAUGUUUCUCAUGAGUACGCUGUCAGUAUGCAAAGCGAGGACGAUUUCGAAGGCAUUUUCUUUAACCAGGAACCAUCGGUGCCGCCAGUCGGGUCUGCUGGAAACGCUAUUGGUGUGGAGGAGACAGGAGUACCAGUGAUGCCAUGGUUAAGUAGCAAGCCGGAUGCACAUGAUUGCGCAGAUCUCCUGUUUGGUUUAUGUGAGGACAGCAACUACGACAUGAAUGGUGAACGCUCUAAAGAAGCGGAUCGGAAAGAGCAGCACAUUGAUAACUCCCCAUUUUACUGGGAUGAAUCACGCGAUGACGACGACAAGCGUCCUAUACCCCUCACACCAACCGUUGUCAAUGCUACGUCUGAUUACUUUUCUGUGCAGAAGGUUGAGCGGUCAGCAAAUGAGUUCCUGAGACGUCGGUCAGCGCAUAGAGCAGAUCCCGUCAGGCGUUUCGGUUCAACCUUGUAUGCCGACAAUGUCCACAUCAUGGCUGGAGGCAAAACCAUUAAGAUCACAAAGUUUACCCUCGCGAAGCUACAGGUGAUUCGCCAAGUUGACCGCAAAUUCAUUCUCGUUCGAGCCGCCACUCCUCAAGGCACGUUGCUACUUUGCAUCGAUCAGCACGCAGCAGAUGAACGUGUGCGGUUAGAGAAAUUGGAGAGAGACGUUUUUGGUCACGAUGGAUCUCUUUGUGAGGUGGAGUUGCAUGACCAUGAACCCCCGCUUGCCCUUCGAGUGAAUGCGAAGGAAUAUGAAACAAUGCAAUACCACGAAGAGCUAAUCAAAGGCUGGGGUUUCGAGUUCGAAUGCAUGGCGUCAAGACCAGCACCAGCUUUCAUUAACGUUUCCGAUUCGACCGAGUUUCUCGAAGAGCGUCGUGUGGCGCUGCAUGCAACACCGAAGGUAGAGAAACGAGUCUCAAAUGCUGAAGAUUUUCGAGAAUUCAUCCAGUUCCUGUCGAACGCCGGAGGAACGUAUGUGCAUUCGCACGUUCGACCGCCAGUGAUCACGAGAUUGUUACACUCGCGUGCUUGCCGCAGCGCAAUAAUGUUCGGCGACCGGCUUAGUAUGACGCAAUGCCAGGAGCUCAUCGAGGAGCUCAAGACGUGUCAUCUACCAUUUCAGUGUGCACAUGGCCGACCAUCGGUUGUGCCUCUCGCCGAAAUUUGCAAUGGCAACUUGCCUUGUGGCUCGUCACCGCCAGCAUCGUAUCGAAUAGAGCGCUGA